ACCCAUGACACACCUUAUCCUCUCUCAUUUCAGGAGCAUUGUUGCUAUUAUAAUAUUAGCUCCAAAUAUAAGAUAUUGCGGUUGUAGAAAGAGGGUUGCGUGCAAGUGCAACAUGUAAUUUUGUAAAUGAUGCGUUGGUUCGUGAUAUCUUUAUAAUUCUUUCAAAUACUCAUGGAAGCCUGUUCAGCCAAUGAACGCCUCCAGUUUGGGAAGAUGGGAUACGGAUGCAAGCAUUAUAGGAGGAGAUGCAGGAUUCGAGCUCCUUGUUGCUACGAGGUCUUCUCUUGUCGCCAUUGUCACAAUGAGGCUGCGAGCAUGUUGAGAAACCCUUAUGAUCGACAUGAGAUUGUUCGACAAGAUGUUAAACAAGUUAUUUGUGCAGUUUGCGACACAGAGCAGCCGGUUGUGCAGGUCUGUACAAACUGUGGCGUAAAUAUGGGGGAAUAUUUCUGUGAGAUUUGCAAGUUCUAUGAUGAUGAUACUGAGAAAAAGCAGUUUCAUUGUGAUGAUUGUGGGAUCUGCAGAGUUGGUGGUCGUGAGAACUACUUUCAUUGCAAGAAGUGUGGGACUUGCUAUGGAAUUGGUUUGCGUGAUAAUCAUAUGUGUGUGGAGAACUCCAUGCAGCACCACUGUCCCAUAUGCUAUGAGUACCUCUUUGACUCACUGAAAGACACUACUGUAAUGAAAUGUGGGCACACGAUGCAUUGUGAAUGUUAUAAUGAGAUGAUGAAGCAUGACAAGUAUUGUUGUCCAAUAUGCUCCAAGUCAGUCAUUGAUAUGUCCAGAAUAUGGAAAAGGAUGGACGAGGAGAUACAGGCGACAGUCAUGCCUGAGGAGUACCGUUACAAGAAGGUUUGGAUUCUUUGUAACGACUGCAAUGACACAACAGAAGUAUACUUUCACAUAGUUGGGCAGAAAUGCAGCCACUGCAACUCAUACAAUACGCGGACAAUAGAACCUCCAGUUCAGCCUCAAUAAUAAGAGAUAAUGGGGGAAAUGUAUACGGGAAACACACUGGGGCAAGUUCAGUUUGAACCUGGAGCACAAUAUGAGGUGGAGUUCAUAAUUCUCAUUUCUAUUAUGAAACUGUUGCUAUAUCAUUGUACUAUGAUGCAAAUAACCGUAGAAUUUGUCUUUCCUCAGAAACUUCUUCUGAGCUUAUUCUUCUUCUUCCUCCUAUUAUUACAGCGAACUGGUAUUUGGUUUUUAUAAAAUGAUAUCAAUACAAUAGUACUACGAGG
Messenger RNA from Rubroshorea leprosula, 1241 nucleotides. The record is from the annotation of a GenBank genome assembly. NCBI's taxonomy places the organism in Eukaryota, Viridiplantae, Streptophyta, Magnoliopsida, Malvales, Dipterocarpaceae.